This is a messenger RNA of Sabethes cyaneus, 7263 nucleotides long. RefSeq lists its product as uncharacterized. The transcript has 8 exons. Lineage: Eukaryota; Metazoa; Arthropoda; Insecta; Diptera; Culicidae. The coding region runs from base 629 to 6070 and encodes 1813 amino acids. The record is from RefSeq and is a predicted model, not a curated record.
UUUGACCGCGAAGUUACGUGUUUUUUUUCCUAACCUAAACGGUGGGUGUGUCUUGACAAAUACUAAAAAUGAUGCAAUUACCCGCUGGAUUAUAAUGAAUCAACUCGCCCAGCCGAAAUUGUGCAGCUUAGAAUGGGAUGCGCCGACGCGUGGGAUGUGCUAAGCAGAAGAGCCGAAUCGUGCACGUGGAUGCGCGCGUGUGGGUAAAGGGGGAUUAAAAAUAACGCGGUUCAAAAUGUUGGCUGGUGUCGUUUGUGCUCCGUCAAAACAGCAGUUCAUCGAGAUCGACUACCUCAGGCUGUGAUGUUGAAGUUUCGCCUGUUUGCCUUUACUUUGUUUACAAUUUACCAGUGAAAGUGAAAAUAGUGCUCCAACGUCGAAGAAAAAGUGCUCUCCAAUCAGAGGCUACCGCAAUUGAUUGAAUCAUUACUUUUUGCAUCUAUGUGGCAAAAGUUGUCCACGCGAGUGCUGAAGCAAAAAUCAUUUUGAUGAUUGUGGUGUGGAGUGGCCACAGCCACAGCCACAGCCUCAUCGAGAAAACCUAAUCGAAAGAAGCAACGGAAAUUCAUAUUGUUUACCAUCGAGGAAAUGAAAGAGCAUCGAAGAGCAAGUAUGCCGUGGUAACGCCAUGUCCGCUCUGCGUAAAUCGGCCUCGUUCCGGUCUCGGAUACCGGUGCGAAGAACCCGCACGUCCAGCCGACGUUGCGUGAGCCCGCAGCCGUCGGUUUCGACGGUAACCAGCACCGGGUCCAUCUACUGUGCAAGCGAGUACAGCACUCCGGGCGACAUUGUCGGAACCGACCGGCACUGGUACCAGCGGCGGUAUUCCUCAUCCAGCUACUCCAGCAGCGACGAGAGCCACGAAUCGGAAGUUCCGUUGAAGCGGUUGCUCCAGCAUCCUGUCCCGACCGGCGACGAGCGUGACAAGAGCAGACAGCAACAGAUUGCCAACUUGAGCGUGUCCACCGAUGCCAUCAGCCUGGAUGGUUUGCUGGAUUGUGUCAGCAGUGGAAGCUUUUCCAGUCCUCCGUCACCGAAAGGCUCGAAAGCACAGCCAGGUUCUUUCAUCUAUCAAAAUGAUUCACGACAACGACAAGCAAUGGAACAUCCCAAUGGCGAAAAGCAUACGAAAUUAAUAUCCAGCCAGAACUCGCUGGAGAAUCUAAACUAUGCGCUGGAAACACUGAAGAUAACGGAUAAUUUCGAAGCCGACAAGCGGGCCGUUAAUCAGCAUUAUGAAAAUCUUAUCGACGAUAAAGGUGCCGUUGACGAGCAAGCGGAAGCCGAUAAGCAAAAACAGCAGAAUCUAAGCGAUUGGUACUAUAUCAAAACCAGCCCGCAGCACAAGAAGAACAAAGCUCCCGAGAGUCCGUGCGUCGAGCGUCGGAAGCGACGGUUAAUUCUAGCGAAAGACCAACUGCCGCCAUCGGUGUCAAGUCCCGGCGUUGCGGAACGGCUCGUGCCACCCACACCUUCGACAACAGCGAACGAUAUUACACGCCAAGGGCAAGUGCUGCUAACAAAAGUUUUAAUUGCUAGUAAAUAUUCCUCCGAAGUAAACCGAGAAGAAAACUCUGCGAAACAAGCGGAGGAAAAUGAUGUCGACUAUCCACGGCAGGCACCCAAUUCAAACUUGCCAAAUAACGAUAAAUUGUCAUCUCCGGUCCAGGGUGCCAGAUUUUCAUCCGCUAGCAUUGAUUGCGGAAACGGUGGUAGCAUCCGGGAACCUUCACAGCCGGUAGCCGCACCGCGGCUGGGCCGUCUCAAACCACACUCACCGUCCACCGCAAUGGCAAUAAAUGACAGAGAACUGUCGCCCCCAGUUACGAACAAAUGUUUCAACAUUAUUAAGCGCACUGCGCGCCCAGGACUGCAACGGUCAUGGGACCUGGAGAAAUGUAGACUCACCCAGACGGCUGCCACAGCUGCAGCAGUGCCGGUUGGUGAAAAUCGACCAUUCGAUAUUACCAGAACCAGUAGCAGUUUCGAGCUCAUACCAAAUUAUAUCAGCCAAAACCGAUCGGAUCGGUUUUCCCCGUACUGUCAACGCAAACAAAUGAAGCAGCAGCACCAACUCCACGGGACGACGGCCAAAUCAAGGCAGAAUAUUUAUGAAAAUUUUCCAACAAAUCAAACAUAUUUACCGCCAUCGGCAGCCGCACCGGCUGAUGUAGGUCAGCAACGGGCUGGCGAUGGUCAACGUUUCGCGCAGCUGCGUCGUGACGCCGAGGAUGCAGAGGUGGUCCGGUUGAAAAAUGCAUUGAAACGGCCAUUGGCGAGAACGAGAGAUCCUGCGCCACUUCCGGCGCUGAGGGCUGCGGUGGAUCUGCUCCCGUCGCCACUGAUGGCUUCGCCGCCGCCUCCACCACCGCAGCAGCAGCCACCUGUGGCGACCAUCGAGUACUGCGAGGAAGAUGACCAGAAAAAGAGCUCGUUGAGCAGGUGUUACCCAACAAAAUCCAGCCACCAUCAGCAGCAGCACCGGAUUACUACGCCAACCUCCUACCGGGCCGAAUACGAACUAUCCGGUUCGUACGUAUCUCUUGAAUGUCCAUCUCCACCAGGACCGCCAGCAUGUCUAACGUCGGACACCCGACGAGACCCACAGGCUCGGCUGGCUCGUUAUCUGAAAACCUUGUACACCGAGCUGGCUCUGAAGGAACCCGUCCUGCCGACCUGGGUUCAACCGGUGGCUCCCGGUGUUCUUUGUCCGGCGAGACUCGAACCCGAACUAAGACUGCACAUCCAUUCGCACGGUCUGAACGAAUGCAUCGCGGUCGAUCAGGUUCUUGCAGCCGUUCAAACGAAGGAUGGACCAUUCCUGGAAGCGCCACGCCGGGUGCUCAUCGAGUGUCCUCCGUGGGUUACGCGUAGUGCACUGGCACUCCGGUUAUUGUACGCCUGGAGUCGAGAUGCACCAUGGCCUCCACGAGGUCAACCUGUAGCAUUAGCACUUUUUAUACCACUAAACGAACUGAAAGGAUCAUUAGCGCAUUACAUAGGCAAGGAACUGCUACCUCGUGGUUCGCCAAGUCCUUUCGCGUCCGGUUUUGGUGGUUUUAGCGCUGCCUGGAAUUCACUUGAAUCGCUCAAAAGUAAGCUUCUCAUUGUACUGGAUGGUUACGAUGUUCAGAAUAAAUCUCGGAAAAACAAAACGGUGCAGAAGGAUGUCACCGACCUUCUGGAAGGCAGAUUGUUCCCAGAAGCAAGAGUCGUUUUAAUUAGUGUAACCUCUUCGUGUGCUGAGCUGCUGCCUCUCAUGCAACGUCACGUAACCUUCGAAGGAAUUGCCUGGGGUCGGUCGGUUUCCCUGCUUGGCGGUGGACAGUGGGGUGCCCCCACCCGUCUUAUUGACUGCGUGCAGAACUGUCGACAUCUAAGGAACAUCGCAAGGACUUCGCUGGGUUGCCUAUCCAUCGCGGCUAUCUACAAUUCCAACGGAGGUGAUUUGCUGACCGAUGAAGUCGACGUUGUAGCAUCUGUGUUCAACUGUGUAGCGGCCAACUCUUCACAUACACAGGUGACGGAACUUGGAAGACUAGCGUUAUUUUGUUUGAAAACCAAGCGUUCGACAGUCAGUUCGACUGAAUUGAAAAUGUACUGCUCAUCGCCUGAGACAAAUAUAAUAGGAUGUUUAGAUAGGGCUCCAGUAUUCGGUAGAACUGCCAAGAAGAAGUCUGAUUUCCAAUAUACAACAAUCUGUCCGGGAAUUGCUGAGUUCUUAGCUGCCAACUAUCUGGUCUCGCUCGCUAGCCGACCUGGGCUUCUCGCAGCAGAAGUUGCAGGUCUCGCCAUUGGCGAUGAGGUUGAACCUGAAAUCCUUAAAGUAUUAACAUAUGCGAUGUCCCUAUUAGGACCCCGAGCUCACCUGCUUCUAUCGAAGCUUACGCCGCUUUGGUUAAGCCCGCAAACGAUAUUCUCUCUGGCACUGGCCGGUGGUGAGACGGAAGCUAAUCUCACUGCGCUCUGCGAAAUUUUAGGAAUCUCAAAGUCACCACCAAUUCCUCCACUGGAAGCUAAACCAAUCUGGGUGCAAAUCAAAUCAUCUCCCUCAGAAUUGCAAGGUUGGGGACUAGCCGUCAAAAGCCCAACCUGUACGCUUAAAAACCUAGAGUUGGUGUAUCAGAUUGAAAAGAACAUGCUUCUGGAAUCGCGAAACGUGAUGGACAUAUUCCUAGAUGCGCUAUCAAAAAAUGAAAGUGUCACGACGCUUCGGAUCACUUCACUGAUCGAGAAUGAUGUUCGUGAUUCCGAUAUUAAUUUUCUGGCUACUUGCAUAUCGAAAGCUGUACUGAAACCUAGAUUGGAAAGCUUUGAACUGAUACUUACCUUGCUGGAAGAAGACCCACCAAUUCUGAAACUGCAAUCAGUAGUGACCGGUCUGUGCAGGUCCAUCCCCCGCCAACCGAAGCUUAGUAAUCUUAUAUUGGAUCUCGGACUUUGUACGUCGCAGUUAGUUCAGAUCUGCUCCAUGUUGGAGAAAUGCCCGCACGUCACCCGCUUAUCAUUUCCCCAUCUUCGCUGCGAACGAGGAGCUGUUGGUGCACUCGCUAGUUUGCUCAUGGCACGUCCUCUUUCAUAUUUAGCAUUGGCAUCAAGCUGGGGAGCACGAGACGAUCCACCGUCCUCCAGUGGUGUCAGCAUGGGAUCAGGUUCCGGUAGCAGCUCCGGAAAUUCUGGUCUUAUCAAGCAAUCCUCAUUAACAGGAGCCCCAUCACCACGAUCGUAUCCUCCCGGAAUAUUCUCAUCACUGCCCCGUGGUGUCCUCAAUUCCACUUCCAACAUGGGUCGCUCGGCUACACUGCCCCGUCAACCGAUGGAAGGUCCGCCAGAUAAACGCAGUACGGAUUCCGUAAUCUCUCGAACUUGGUAUCCAACACCAGCUUGCGAUGGAGGUCCCCAUAAUUCUGGAACACUUCACGAAUUACUACUUGCGGCACGCGACUCGUUCUCUCGCCUCCAUGGACUUGAUCUUAGCAAAGCGCAACUAUCUCUUGAGGACUCCAUGUGUCUAGGGGAAACCGUUCGGGUUUCCACCACACUUCACUCGAUUAAACUGGAGGGCGCUUCUCGACUGAGCGAAAUCCUGCCAACGGUCCUAGGCGCUAGCGAGUCUCCUAGUUUACAAAUGUUAAGCCUGGGAUCCCCCAGAAUCGCACUGGAGGAUGCCGCCGUAGGAAUGUCUGCACGUGCCUUGGGUAGUUGCAUUACACUAAGACUGCUUAGUUUAGAUGGCUGGAGUUUCAGGAUAGAAAACGUUGCCACAUUGGCCUCCGUACGCGGCUUUCUAUCACUCACUUCGAUUCGUGAGCUGGGUCUCAACAACUGUCGAUUGAAUGUACCGAUGUUCAAGAGUGACCUCAUCAUGACGACAUCCGCGUACGAGUGCCGCUCGGUGGUGAAUCUCAAAAUGGGAAAUGCUCAGAUCAUUUUUGCCGAUCAUGUUUCAAUGAAAGGACCCCAUGUAUUACCGUACCUAAUCGGAUUCGUGAACCUCAGAGAGCUCGAUCUGUCCGGUCCAGCACGCAGUGGUCUAGGCAGCAAUUCUUCAACACCGCUGAUUCUCUCCGAUAAAGAUAUAACUAAUUUCUUCUCUACUCUCAAUUCAAACUUCAGCUCACUAAACACUUUGAAAAUUUGCAACUGGAUCAUUCAUCUGGAUGACGCUCAACGUACGCUCAAGAGUGUCGCGAAGCUGUUCCGACUGAGCCCGAUAAGUCAUAUCAAACUGGAUGGUAUCCUCGUGCUAGAUCGGCCGAAAAAACUGCGAAUAGAAUCGCUGUUUAUGCACGCGAUGCUUGGCUCACUUCCGUUGCUACGCUGGAUGGGACUUACCGUUACCGGACUGAGCGAGGAGCAGAUCACGGCCAUCGGCAGCUAUUGUGCCGAUAUACGAGGAAUGGAGAUUGACAUCAGACUGUGCGAUUCAACGAUCGAAAAUGCAAGAUUAAUGACUCACUCGCUUGGAUUGGACGGAAAAUUCGACAUACGGGUGUCAACGUUCGGCACGUCCAACAGCAUCCUGAUCCACAUAGAGAAAACCUCCACGAAAAGCCUCUCUCGCAAAUAAGGAAUGGAAACGUAGAAACCUUGCUAAGACCCAACUGCUAAGAGCGACGAAAGAAGUCAAACUGAUUGGCGAUGUUCAUCGAAAAAGAAAGUCAAACCAAAAUCCUAGAUAAUUGAAUCAGAGUGACAAUAGUGUCACGCACCAGUAAAGACACUAUCUUUUAUAAAUUCCUACAACUUUUACGAUUGUCACUAGUCCACAAAAGCGAACAAAAUAAAUUGCGCUAUCAAAAGUGUAUUAAAAGAAAUGAAAACAUUGGUGGAACAAGGGGGGUGGUUUACGACAAGAAAAAUCGACUCAGUUUCCUAAACUUUGAGGAAAAAAAACUAUGAUUUGAUAACUAUUGGUAAUAAAAACUUGAGUCUAAACCUCCCUAGAAAUGAACGCCAAUUCCCCCAAUGAAUGAAAUCUAAUGUUUUUAGGUAUCACAGCGUUAUUUUUUAACGUUCAGUAUCAAAAUUUUGCCUAAUAUAAAAUUAAAAAUCAAUAGAAAUUUUGUCUUGGUGGCCAAAUUCUUGUUGAUUGGUGAAAAAAGACUUUUCUGGGCGAAACUACUACCCCCUGGACGCAUUUGGAGUUAGGAGAGGUUUCAUGUUUUUCCGAUAGUCUUGAAAUAGCAAAUAUCUCUUAAAAACGAUCAUUCAAAGUACGUGCAAAACCGACUAAGCUUGUAAUUCAAUGUCAUACCUUCUUUCUAAUAUCGUGUAAUUUUCGUUCCAUCGUACUCUGUUCCUGCUCCUCUGUCUCUCUGAAAUAUACUUUCCUUAGUAUUGGAAAACGCUUUGACCUACAGUCAAAUAACAAAAACUUGAAUAAAGACAAUAGAAAAUUUUUCAAAAUAAAAGUUAAUGUCGAACCAAAAACAGUAUAGAAGAAAAUUAAAUUCUAAAAUGUCAAACCCCGCGUGCAGCCCAAUUUGGCUGACUCCAUUUGUCCUUAACACAACGCAGACACGAGGCCAUUUUGAGAAACCAUUACAUAAGCGUACAAUCGAGUUCUAUUGAUCGAUGAACGGCAGACAAAACCAAUAUUCGAAGUGCAUAAACAAACCUAUUACUGCUAAUUUAGCACAUACAGACGUUGCAUUCAUAUUAUGCUCAAUUGCAUUUAAAAUAAACAAAACAAAAUUUUUCCUUAACGAUAAAAGGUAGAGUUUUUAUGUAAAACAUAAAACAUAUAUUUUAAAACAUAUA